Molecule: messenger RNA, 491 nt
Organism: Alternaria rosae
Lineage: Eukaryota; Fungi; Ascomycota; Dothideomycetes; Pleosporales; Pleosporaceae
Product: heat shock factor binding protein 1-domain-containing protein
Exons: 3
Coding region: 139-387 (82 amino acids)
Biological process (GO): cellular heat acclimation
Cellular component (GO): cytosol; nucleus
Molecular function (GO): transcription corepressor activity
Source: RefSeq, a predicted model, not a curated record
CAUAUCCACCGUACAUGCGCAUCUCUCCUGUCAUACUAUAGUACAAAAGUUGACAGGCGUCUGGUGGGCUGCUUCAAUCGUCUUGAAUCUGCAAACUCUUCGUCUUGUUCUUUGCUUUCCUCACAAACACAUUCGAACAUGGCCACACCGCAGCCACUAGCAGACCGCGCGCAAAGCGACACUGCGUCUGCUGUCUCAAAAGAUGCUGAGAGCUCUGGAGAGCUCACAGCAGUUGUCGACGACCUUCUAAACCAACUCAACACCAAGUUCACAACAGUCAGCAGCGAGCUGCUUGCCAAAAUGGAUGACAUGUCACGGCGACUUGAUAACCUCGAAGCAACGAUCCAGGCCGGAGAUGGUACCAAGGGCUCAGGGUCUGGCAAGUAGAGUUACGCGGAAGGCAUGGUCAAAAGCAGGCGGUGUACAUCACGCAUAUCUCAGUCAUUGGCGUUUGGUGUUAAAUUACAUAGAUCAUAUGCAAUCUGGGUAUU